AUCUCUCUCUUCCUCUUUCUCUCUUUCUUCUUUCUCCUCUAUUGCCCCCUCCAUCGAUGCGCUCAUAUCGCGCGUCAACUCUGACCGCUCGUCCCUCUCUCCACCUCUGAUGCUCCCAUCACGAGCUAUUCUGUAGCACGAAUUGACGCCACGAUUGACGAAUAUCUGACGUACAAGUGACAACAUGUAGAUUCUUAGAUCUUCAUCAGGCCAUGUCAGCGUGAUCGGGGUUGUGAAUCUGAUAGCCAACGGAUCCGCUCGUUGAAGCGGAUAACAAUCACGGCUACGACGACGACGAUUUCGUCGGCAUAUCGAUCCUUCUCGAUGCAUCCCUAUGCUGGUAAACAGUCGACCUCGCCCGCAGCAGCAAAUCGGUAGAGAUCAUCACCAUCACCGAGACGAGAUGGAGUUCAUCGGCGACUACGAGUACAAUGGUCGGGACAUGAUUGGCAACGGCGCCUUCGCCGUAGUUUUCAGAGGCAGGCAUCGCAAAAAACCAAAUUUUGUGGUAGCUAUUAAAUGUAUCACAAAAAAGAACUUGGCUAAGUCACAAGAGUUGCUCAAGGAAGAAAUCAAGAUCUUAAAGGCAUUGACUAAAUUGCAUCACAAGAACGUUGUUGCAUUGUAUGAUUGUAAAGAUUCUACUCAUAACGUCUUCCUAAUUAUGGAGUAUUGCAAUGGUGGUGAUUUGGCAGAUUACCUAACUGCCAAAGGUAGUCUCUCUGAAGAUACUAUUAGGCUAUUUCUGAGGCAGAUAGCUGAAGCAAUGAAGAUAUUGCAUGAGAAGGGUAUAGUACACAGGGAUCUCAAACCACAGAAUAUUUUAUUGAGUUACAGCGGUGGCAGAGCAUGUCCACAGCCACAUCAAAUAACGGUGAAGAUAGCGGAUUUUGGUUUCGCUCGGUUUUUGAAAGAUGGCGUGAUGGCUGCUACAUUGUGCGGCUCGCCCAUGUACAUGGCACCAGAAGUUAUUAUGUCACACAAGUAUGACGCAAAAGCGGAUCUGUGGUCUUUAGGUACUAUUGUGUAUCAGUGUCUCACCGGGAAAGCACCGUUUCAGGCCAGCAAUCCUCAUGCACUCAAGUCGAUGUAUGAAAAGAAUGUCGAUUUGAGACCCGACAUACCGUCUGGGACUUCGCCGGAGCUGACACAUCUGUUGAUGGGCUUGCUGAAGCGCAAUCCGCCUGACCGCAUGAGCUUCGACGAGUUCUUUAAUCACCCAUUCCUUCAGGGCACCAGGAUGACUCCGAGCCCGGUAUCCGCCGAGUUAUCGGCGUCGCCAAGGGCGACAGCGAUGCCCGAAGCUGCACCGAUCGUCGACAGGUCGGAAGAGCCUGAAACAAGCAGUCCGUGCUCCAGUCCCGAGGAUGACUUUGUCCUCGUGCCGAGCGACCUCAGCAGCGACGCCGACAAUAAUCCCAACCCGCAACCGGUCAAGUAUACCAAACAAGCGAACAGGGACGCCGUCAGCCCGCCGCGACCGUGCUUAUCGAAAUUGUGCGAUUAUACCAGGCAGACGAGCAGGGAAGCUGUCAGCCCUCCUCGGCCGUGCUAUCUUCCCAUCUCCGAACCGAUCCCGGUUCCGUGCAAUCGGAACGCGGCUCCGCAGCCGCCGUCACCUUCGACGAAUGCCCGAUCUGGCAGCAGCGUCGUACCCCGAUCUCAACCCAUCAGCAUGAAACGCAGCGUAGACUCUCACAGGAGUCAUCCGCCGGACAUCGGCUCCCUCAGUCCGCCCAGUGUGCAAUUUGUCAUCGGUACUCCGCCUGGCAGAAGAUUGAGCGAGACACCGCCGCCGCCAAAUACCUGGCAGGUCAGUCCGGUGGCAAGGCACUCACACACCCCGAGCGGUACAUCGCCAUUACGUCGAUCUACGGGUAACAACAGCGCGUCAUCUCCGCUGCUCACCGGACCAUUGGCGGUGCUGGGCUCACCUACGUCGAGAGCUUUCCAAGAUAACAACAAUACCCUCAGGCACUCGCCCGUUAUUCCAUUCGGUACCAGGGCCGUCACUCUCCCCGAGAUAUCCGAAGCUGGCAGUUUCCAAAGCCUCUUCCCCGAUAUACCGCCAAUGACAACCGACGAGCGCCCGUUGACAUUCAUCGCGCCGGAAUUGCCGGAGGAAACGCUGCUCGAGCGCGAGCACAAUGAAAUUUUAGCCAAACUCAACUUCGUCGUGGCGUUAUGCGAAUGUGUGUGCGAAGUCGCUAGGACUAGAGCCGGGCCGCUUGGUAAUUUCGAAGAAGCUGCGCCUCUCGGCAGCAUCGAACAAGCAGGCAAUGCGGCCACCAGACGACGAGCCGAGCAAGUGAUUCUACUGGUCCGAGCUUUGCAGUGGCUUAGCUCAGGUUUGAACCUGGCCACGCAGCAGCUCAAAGCUGGGAGGUUACAACCGACAGCUAGUGUGAAGGAGGUUGUUAGUACCAUGAACGAGAAAUUCAGAUCGUGCCUCACAGAAUGCAAGCAGUUGAAUAGUGCGGGGCUCCUUCGGCAAACAGGUGCCACGGCGGACAAGAUACUGUAUAAUCACGCGAUUCAAAUGUGUCAGUCAGCGGCAUUGGAUGAGCUGUUUGGAAAUCCCGCGGAAUGUUUCCAACGUUAUCACACGGCGCAGAUAUUAUUGCACUCGUUGUCGCAGCAUGUCAGUCACAGCCAGGAUCGUGCUCUGCUCAUCAAAUAUAAAGACGCCGUAGAGAAGCGGCUGUACGUGUUGCAGCAGCAGGGCUACAUCUACGCGACCGAGCCCACGUAGCGCUUGUGAAACGCGGCAGCCGAGCGCAGCGGCCGAGUCCCGCCCGCACUACCAGCCGAGCCCGUACCAUUACCGCACUCGAUAUCGCUCUUUUUAUGUAAUAUAUUCUGCCCUAUUCUGUACAAAAGGCGUUGAAAGCCGAGACCGGUGUGUAUACGUCGCGACAUACAAUAGGCGUUCACAGAUGCUUGCAGCGUUCACCGGAUGUGCAUUGCAAAGGUAUCUUCCGAGCAAACAUGUCUUGGCUGCUCACGUGUCGCAAAGUCGAUUCUUUCUAAAUGAUCAUCAUGUUCAGCGUUUUUCGUUGCUAUCGCAAAUAGUUGUAUAUUUGCGAUUUCGUAAAAAAGGCGAAAGAGAAGGCGAAAAAAGAGAAACUGCAUCGAAUACAGAAGGCAGAAUAAUGUUUUGCGAUGAGUAAGUGCGUAAAAAGGAUUAUUUAGUCGAUAAUUUGUCCGACAUGCGUCUCAAACGUAAGAUCAAGUGAUACGGCAAAAUCAUUAAACAACACAAUGUGUUAGUGCAAUAUCAUAUCUGAUAUUUAAUAUAUAAAUAUUAUAUAUAUAUAUAUAUGUAUACUUUAAGUUUUUAAUGCUAGAAAUCAGAUUUCAUCUUCAGAGCAAGUUCGGAGUAACUUCAGUAUCGUAUCGUUCUUUUUAUCUUUGACACGAUUUUAUCAAUCUCUGCUGAUAUGAUCGAGAUCAAAGAAUCCGAUUUUUAAUUCUCGAAACGAUUUUUCUUGUAUUCCAGUCUCUCUUGUAAGUGAAAAACCUACAAAAAUAUGAGACUACUGUUUUGUCAAUACAAGAAACGUUCAUCUGGUGAAUGUAUAGGGUAUUUAUGACGUCUAGUGUUCGCGCCAAAUGGAAACGGGACAAAGCGGCUGACUAUCUUACCGAGGCUAAUUAAAAGAAGCUUUCCGUAGUUCCAUACGGAAUAGGGUAGAUAGCGAAGAAAAUGAGAGUCCGCUGCACCUCCUUGCCCCCUUCCCUUUCCGAUCCUCCUUCGACUUCUCAAGGUUUCUUUAUAUGAUUUAUUAAUACUUAGUACGACUAAGGUAUUAUAACAAUUGUACACUGUACUGUAUAAUGUACGCAUGAUCGGAUUAACUAAUCUUUAUUUCAUAUCGAUUAAUAAACAUGUGUAUACUACACGGCGUUGUGCGUUCAAUGCAAGGCACUUGUCUCGUCGCUCUUGACCGCACUGCGAUGGUGCAACAGUAACGUUGAUUGUAAGAAAAAAAA
Harpegnathos saltator (Jerdon's jumping ant) is the source of this 3993-nucleotide messenger RNA. It is a transcript of the gene Atg1, whose product is annotated as serine/threonine-protein kinase unc-51-like protein Atg1. Gene Ontology annotation, molecular function: protein serine/threonine kinase activity; ATP binding. Gene Ontology annotation, cellular component: cytoplasm; autophagosome; cytosol. Gene Ontology annotation, biological process: axon extension; piecemeal microautophagy of the nucleus; protein autophosphorylation. The transcript has 11 exons. Bases 335 to 2752 code for a protein of 805 amino acids. The record is from RefSeq and is a predicted model, not a curated record. Lineage: Eukaryota; Metazoa; Arthropoda; Insecta; Hymenoptera; Formicidae.